AUGUUGAGUAAAAUAGAAAAAAAUGAAUUAACCCACCUCGAUGAAUCAAAUGUAGAAAAUGAUGAAUUAUCAAAUAGUUCACAUAAUUUUGAAGAAAUUGAAGAAUUUUCUUCUUCUUGUGAGCAGAUCGAUGACUCAAACGAAGAAGCCGUUUAUUUUGGUGAUGAAAAUAUAUUUUUAGAGUCUUCUGAAAAGGAAGAAGCUGCUUGGUGUGAUUCAGAAUCAGAUGAAGACAUUUUAAGAGAAAAAUAUCAGAAACAGCCAGAAUGGCUAAAUUCUAAAAAAUUUAAGAAGGUUAACUCAGUUAAAACAUCUCAACUUAAAUUGUCAUUUACACCAGGAAUUUUUAAAACUAAUUUUAAUAUUAAAUUGUUAAAAUACCACUUAUCAGAAAUUUGUCUUGUAGAUACAAUGAAUAUUAUUUAUAUUUUGGAUAAUUUUAAAUUAAAAUAUACUAUAAAAUUAGAUAAAUGGUCAGUUUCAGAUAUUACAUAUUUUAACAAUAAGAUACAUAUCUGUAAUAAUAAAUAUAAUAGAAUUAAAAAGAUUAUUAAUGGAGAAAUAAGAGAUAUAAAUAAAAUAUUUACAAGAAAUAUAAAUAAAUUAAUAUCUUAUGAUGAUCAGUUAUAUAUUUUAGGUGACACAACGGUGGUUGUUAAUGGAAAUUUAGAGAUAAUUAAUGAAUCAUUUAAUAAGUUGGUUAAUCUUAUUUCUUACAAAGAUUCUUUAUUGGCUUUAAGUAACAAUGGAGAUAUUUUACAGUUCUCAAAAGAUCUACAGUUAGUUAAUAAGAUGAUUUAUAAAGAUAAGUUUUGUUUUACAGAUUUAAUUUAUUUAGAUCAUUUAGUUGUUGUUACUAAAUCCAGUGCUAUAUUUAUUGAUGAUGAUUUUAAAUAUUUUAAAGAGCUUAACAAUGUUAGUAAUAUUAUAGAACACAAAGAUUAUUAUUUUUAUUUUACAUCUAAUGGAUUACAAAUUUUAAAUAAAGAUUUUACAAUAAAAAAGCAUAAAAACAAAAUAAAGCCAUGCAAAAUAUUUAUAAAUACAGACAAUAUGAUAUUAUUGUGUAGUUACAGGGAAUUGCAUAAUUUAAUAAUAAAUACAUUAUAA
Vairimorpha ceranae is the source of this 1110-nucleotide messenger RNA. RefSeq names its product ornithine decarboxylase. Bases 1 to 1110 code for a protein of 369 amino acids. The record is from RefSeq and is a predicted model, not a curated record. NCBI's taxonomy places the organism in Eukaryota, Fungi, Microsporidia, Nosematidae. The transcript has a single exon.